AUGCCCGACCAAGGCGGACCAUUCACAUAUCCUCCUCUUCCUCCAGAUGCGGAUGCUAUCCGGAUUCUAAUAUUAUCAGCUGGGAAUUUCAACGACCCCUUGGAGUGCAUGCUCACAUCAACGGCAUUUGGCGAAAAACCGGCUUACGUCGCUCUGUCGUACACUUGGGGCUUCCCGUACCCUGACAUGUCAGAGAUGCACGUCUCGCCAGACGUUGCGGGUUCGACGGCGCCGCUACGAGGGAUUUCGACCCAGAAUACACCAUACAUCUCGAAUACAGCGUUGCUCAGAUUGAAUAACCAACUGUUUCCAGUCGGCCCCAAUCUACUACUACUCGCAUUGUUACACCUACGCUCGCCAAAGUACACCCUACCUUUAUGGGUCGAUGCUAUCUGUAUCAACCAGGCAGACACGGAAGAACGAAAUCGACAGGUCUCUCUAAUGUCGUAUAUUUAUACAAGAGCAAUAAAGGUUGUCGCCUGGCUUGGAACACAACGGUACAAGAACAUGGCUGGCCUGUUUCGCAUAAUGUCCCUGCAGUGGAAAGCAGGCCACACCCGGCAUCUUAGAGCUACCAUCGCAGAGGGUAGAGAGACAAGGUGUUCACCCCAACCAACCAAGGCAACCCUUAUACGUAUUUCUAAGAGUACUUAUUGGACAUGUUUGUGGAUUGUGCAAGAGGUCUGUCUUCCUUGA
Messenger RNA from Pochonia chlamydosporia 170, 696 nucleotides. RefSeq names its product heterokaryon incompatibility protein (HET) domain-containing protein. Bases 1 to 696 code for a protein of 231 amino acids. Lineage: Eukaryota; Fungi; Ascomycota; Sordariomycetes; Hypocreales; Clavicipitaceae. The transcript has a single exon. The record is from RefSeq and is a predicted model, not a curated record.